Molecule: messenger RNA, 798 nt
Organism: Triticum turgidum subsp. durum (durum wheat)
Lineage: Eukaryota; Viridiplantae; Streptophyta; Magnoliopsida; Poales; Poaceae
Source: the annotation of a GenBank genome assembly
AUGGGGUCCCUCAUCGGCCAUGUUGCGCCGGGAGCCGGUUUCCUCCUCAUCGGCCUGUGGCAUCUCUUCAACCACAUCCGUCUGCUGGCGCUGAGUCCCAGCUCCUACGUCGCGCCGGUCUGGUUCCCGUUCCCGGCGCGGGGCCUCCGGCACCUCGAGCUCAUCCUCAUCAUCGUCGGGUCGUCGGCGUCCAUCUUCAUGGAGCUCUUCGGCAGCCCCAGGAAGCACCAACCGUUCGACGACGACGGCACCAUCCCCUCCGUGCACCUCCACAACCUGGAGCACGCGUCCAUCUCGCUCGCGCUGCUCCUCUUCGCCGCGGCCACCCUCCACAUGGACAGGGUCCGGGCGCCCAUGCGGGACGCCGUCUCGCAGCUGGUCGCCGCCGCGGCGCUCGCGCAGGAGCUGCUCAUGUUCCACCUCCACUCCACGGACCACAUGGGCGUGGAGGGGCAGUUCCACUGGCUGCUGCAGGCCGUCAUCGCGGUCACGCUCGCCGCCACGCUGCUGUGGUUCGCCUGCCCUGGGAGCUUCGCCGUGAGCCUGGUGCGGUCCGCGAGCAUCGUGUUGCAGGGCGUCUGGUUCAUCGUCAUGGGCGUCAUGCUCUGGACGCCGGGGCUCAUCUCCAAGGGAUGCUUCAUCAACCUCGAGGAAGGCCACAACGUUGUCCGCUGCCGCACCGACGAGGCGCUCCACCGCGCAAAGUCCCUCGUCAACCUGCAGUUCAGCUGGUACCUCACCUCCGCUGGUGAAGAUAAGCCACGCCGACGGCAGGUCCGGAUCUGUCGAGGACGAUGA